UUGAUUUUGUACUAGCUGCCGACGCCUUUUGCGCGAUAUAUUUGGUCUUUCGGUCUUUUCUGUGUUGAAGUUAUUGCAAAAUGUCGGCUGAAGUGGAUUUCGUCAAUAAAAAGGAGAUGCACCUACGCACUCUGAAGCAGUCGGGCCAUGUGGGAUUCGAUAGCCUGCCUGAUCAAUUGGUCAACAAGAGCGUUCAAAACGGAUUCGUUUUCAACGUCAUGUGUAUAGGCGAGACUGGUCUGGGCAAAUCCACACUGAUGGACACGCUCUUCAACACGAGCUUUGAGUCGACGCCAAGCCCCCACACCCUGCCCAGCGUGAAGUUGAAGGCGCACACGUACGAGCUGCAGGAGAGCAAUGUGCGCCUCAAGCUGACCAUUUGCGACACCGUGGGCUAUGGCGAUCAGAUCAACAAGGACGAUUCGUUCAAGGCGGUGGUCGACUACAUUGACGCCCAGUUCGAGAACUAUCUGCAGGAGGAGCUGAAAAUCAAACGUUCGCUGGUCACAUGCCACGACAGUCGCAUCCAUAUAUGCCUGUACUUCAUCUGUCCCACGGGCCAUGGCCUCAAGUCGCUGGAUUUGGUGUGCAUGAAGAAGCUCGACAGCAAGGUGAACAUUAUACCGGUGAUUGCCAAGGCCGACACCAUUUCGAAGGUGGAACUGCAGCGCUUCAAGGCGAAGAUCAUCCAGGAGCUGAACACCAAUGGGGUGCACAUCUACCAGUUUCCCACCGAUGACGAGACGGUGGCAGAGACCAACACCAGCAUGAAUUCGCACAUUCCAUUUGCCGUCGUGGGCAGCACAGAGUUCAUCAAGGUUGGCAACAAGUUGAUACGUGCCCGCCAGUAUCCCUGGGGCACGGUGCAGGUGGAGAACGAGACCCAUUGCGAUUUUGUCAAGCUGCGGGAGAUGCUCAUUCGCACAAACAUGGAGGAUAUGCGGGAGAAGACCCACACGCGGCACUACGAGCUGUACAGGCAGAAGCGCCUGGAGCAGAUGGGCUUCAGCGAUGUGGACAGCGAGAACAAGCCCAUAUCUUUCCAGCAGACAUUCGAGGCCAAGCGCUCAAACCAUCUGGCCGAGCUGCAGUCCAAAGAGGAGGAGGUGCGCCAGAUGUUUGUGCAGCGGGUCAAGGAGAAGGAGGCGGAGCUCAAGGAGAGCGAGAAGGACUUGCAUGCCAAGUUCGAGAAGUUGAAGCGCGAUCAUGCCGAGGAGAAGCGAAAGUUGGAGGAGUCGCGAAAGGCACUAGAGGAGGACUAUCUUGAUUUUCAGCGGCGCAAGCAGCAGUUGGCCACGGCCCACCACACGCUCACGUUGGGCAAGAGCAAGAAGAAGUAAGCGGGCGGACGUACCGUCCGUCGCCUGCUCGUAUAAGCAAUUUAUUGAGUAUUCUGUGCGGUCUGCUUAUCCCAAAGUAAUUAUUGCUUUUUCAUCUCGUUGUAUUUCAUUUGUACUAUUAAGUUUACUUCAAAUAUUAACAUAUACACACACACACACCUACAAGUAUGUACGCAGGCAUAUAUGAUUAUAUUUACAACUAACGAAUAAAA
Messenger RNA from Drosophila subobscura, 1552 nucleotides. RefSeq names its product septin-2 (gene Septin2). NCBI's taxonomy places the organism in Eukaryota, Metazoa, Arthropoda, Insecta, Diptera, Drosophilidae. Gene Ontology annotation, molecular function: GTP binding; GTPase activity; molecular adaptor activity. Gene Ontology annotation, cellular component: septin complex; septin ring; microtubule cytoskeleton. Gene Ontology annotation, biological process: cytoskeleton-dependent cytokinesis. The record is from RefSeq and is a predicted model, not a curated record. The coding region runs from base 81 to 1340 and encodes 419 amino acids. The transcript is spliced from 2 exons.